UUUAUUCCUGAGCUCUUUUUCUCUAACGACCUGGAACAAUAAUCUGCUUGGUGAGAGCAAACUUGUCACCUCACCCGUCAGUCGUCGCUCCAGUCUCCCCUGUCUUUACACUGUCUGUGUCUCUCGCGGAUCCUAGCCGUCGGAGGGUCGUGGUUGUCUGCUCACCACCCCUGCUGCUGCUCUCCCAGGAUGUGUUAUCCUUCACCUCUGUCAGCCAACACUCGCUCAUGGUGAGCUCUUUUUCUCGCCGCCCUGGCGGCAGCAACAGGCAGCAGCAACCGCAGCAGCCGCGGCGUGACCUGCUGCGGCAGGUGAAGCGGCUGAAGCGAAACACGGAUGAUGGAGAGCGAGAGAGAGAAGCAGGGAGAGGAAGAAAAGGAGUGAGGGGGGUGAGGAUGAGAGCAUCCGCACGAUUCAGGCUCCAGGUGCCACGUUUGGACCUUCGCCAUCGCCUGACUGCGCUCAGAGGCGGCGUGUGUCGCCCAGCCCCGUGGCGCCAUCGCCCUAUUGCCUUCCUCUGCUAUGUCCUCUCAGUCAGUGCGCUGCGGCCUUUAGCCAACCGGGUGGCGCUGUAUCGCUCCUUCCCCAUGCGCUUCAUCUCUCGGACCUGGGGUCGCAUCAAUGAGGUGGAACUCCCCACCUGGCUGAGGAAGCCCCUGUACUCGCUGUACAUCUGGACGUUUGGGGUCAACAUGCAGGAAGCAGCCGUGGAGGACCUGCAUCACUACAGGAAUCUGGGCGAAUUCUUCCGACGGCGUCUUAAACCCGCGGUGCGGCCGCUCUGUGCAGCUUCCUGUGUGAUUUCUCCGGCAGAUGGGCGGAUCCUCCAUUUUGGCCAGGUGAAGAACUCGGAGGUGGAGCAGGUGAAGGGCAUCACCUACAGUCUGGAGACCUUCCUGGGUCCACAGCAGCACCUCAGCAACGAUUCCUCCUCCUACUCCCCCUCCUCCCCGUCCUCCUCCUCGUUCAAGGACCUCCUGCUGUCGUCUCCUGAAAACGACCUGUUCCAUGUGGUGGUCUACUUGGCUCCUGGUGAUUAUCACUGUUUCCAUUCCCCCACUGACUGGAAGGUGGCGCUUAGACGGCACUUCCCUGGCUCUUUAAUGUCCGUUAACCCUGGUGUGGCUCGAUGGGUCAAAGAACUCUUCUGUCUUAACGAGCGCGUGGUCCUCACCGGCCAAUGGCAGCACGGCUUUUUUUCAUUAACGGCCGUAGGAGCUACAAACGUGGGUUCCAUCAGGGUUUACUUCGACCAGGAGCUGCACACCAACGUCCCUCGCUACAGUAAAGGCUCCUUCCACGACCGCAGCUACGUCGCAGAGACCAUCAAUUUGUCAAAACCAGACGGGGGCGUGGUCUGUCUGGACAAAGAGGGCGUGGCCUUACACAAAGGCGAGCUUCUCGGAGAGUUCAACCUGGGCUCCACCAUCGUUCUGUUGUUCGAGGCGCCUAAAGACUUCAAAUUCAACCUGCUUCCAGGACAGCGAAUCAGAGUAGGGGAGGGGCUCGGCAGCCUCUGAUUGGCUGAGCCUCAUCGUCAGCCUGGGAACUUGUGUGAGCGAAUGAACCGACUCUGACUCUCAGUGCCUUCUGCCUCGUCAUGGGAAGAAAACACACCACAAAAAGAACGGGUUUUCAUUUAAUGUUGCCAAUAAAUAUUUGUUGUCUUUUAUGUUGAGAACCAUCAGAUACUGGAACAUUAAAGACGCCAGAUGUCAUCAAAGAACAAACGAAGAAGAACCGCUUUUUGAACUCCUUCUUUUUUUCUCCUGUCGGUGGAAGUUUGGUUUGUUUUUUUUUGUUUUCCAAAGACAAUAUUUUAUUAUUAAUGUUGUGUUUUUUACAUUUUUGUCUGUGAUAAAUACAUCAUUGUAACAAGGCCAGUUCAAUAAAUACACUUUUAUUCCCAG
This is a messenger RNA of Cynoglossus semilaevis (tongue sole), 1910 nucleotides long. It is a transcript of the gene pisd, whose product is annotated as phosphatidylserine decarboxylase. The transcript has 8 exons. The record is from RefSeq and is a predicted model, not a curated record. Bases 228 to 1520 code for a protein of 430 amino acids. Lineage: Eukaryota; Metazoa; Chordata; Actinopteri; Pleuronectiformes; Cynoglossidae. Gene Ontology annotation, molecular function: phosphatidylserine decarboxylase activity. Gene Ontology annotation, cellular component: mitochondrion. Gene Ontology annotation, biological process: phosphatidylethanolamine biosynthetic process.